CCUCGAGAUGGACCAGUAUCCCUGGGAGGUAAUUCGAAACGGACUUGCCUUACCCCAACACGCCCAAAAAUGGUGGGACAAAACGGCGCCUAAAUUGGGACAUAUGCUCCAAGGAGCAGGCUACGAUGCGCAUGAGCAAUACAAGAUACUCCUAUUCUUCUGGCGAUACAUCGUCAUACAUUUUGGUCCUUAUCCCGAGGAGUCUCAAAAAGAUUCAUCCCUCCCAUUCUGGAAGAGCUUCAUGACUGACGACAACUCGCCAAUGGAACUAAGCUGGGCAUGGGAUUCCAUCAAUAGUCUACCGGAAAUCCGCUUUAGUAUCGAAGCCAUUGGGUUUAAAGCGGGGACAGCUGAAGAUCCAUCCAAUCAGUUGGAAACAUUGAAGCUUAUGUCCGAGCUGAAGGUCACGCAGCCUCAGUUUGUGUGGGAACUAUUCGAGUACUUCCACAAUGCAUUUCAGCCCUCAUCCGCAGGCCCCAACAGCAAUCAAGAGUUUCCUCAUCGAUCAUCCCUUGGUCUCGGCUUCAAGUGCUCUCGGGUCAGUAUGCGUAUCGGAGCUUAUCUCACGCCCCCGGUAUUAGAUCCUACAGCAAGCUGGAAUUACACGUACGAUGUGAUAUCCAAGUUUCGCAAGGACGAAACGUCAUUCCCAACCGCGAGACAACUGCACGACUUUCUUACCCAGACCGAGACAGGAAAGGAGCUCCGCUUUGUCGGACUCGGAAUAGACUGCGUUAAAAUCAACAAGUCCCGGCUGAAGAUAUACGUCCGCUCACGAGAAACAUCCGUCGAAAGUAUGCGGAACAUCCUCACGAUGAACGGUACAAUGCCAGAGCCAUGGACGGACUCUAUUCUCAAGAAACUCUAUACCCUCUUGGAUAUGGUCGCUCCUGGGUACAAGGACAGCCAAGUCAACACCGCGCAGACAGCCGGUAUGCUUUACAACUUCGACAUUCAUAGCGGCCGCAAAGAACCGUAUUCACGAAUAUACAUACCAGUCAAGCACUAUGGGAUUGAUGAUCUUAGCAUCGCCCAAGGAUUGGAGCGUUUCCAAAAAAUCCAGGGACGCACAGACGAAGAUCAAUCGAGGUCAUACCUCGAGAUGUUACGGCAGGUUUAUAACAAGCGGAAGCUGGAAGAUGGAAAAGGCUUGCAGACGUUUAUUGCAAUUUCCCCGAAAGAUGGGAGUCUCGCUAUUGCGGCGUAUGUCAGUCCACAUGCAUAUACAGAACGUGGACCAGGAGAAUGGCCGCUUAAAAUUGGUUGA
Molecule: messenger RNA, 1267 nt
Organism: Periconia digitata
Lineage: Eukaryota; Fungi; Ascomycota; Dothideomycetes; Pleosporales; Periconiaceae
Source: the annotation of a GenBank genome assembly